Messenger RNA from Calypte anna (Anna's hummingbird), 1999 nucleotides. It is a transcript of the gene MOB3A, whose product is annotated as MOB kinase activator 3A. Gene Ontology annotation, molecular function: protein kinase activator activity. The record is from RefSeq and is a predicted model, not a curated record. The transcript has 5 exons. Gene Ontology annotation, cellular component: cytoplasm; nucleus. Gene Ontology annotation, biological process: positive regulation of protein phosphorylation; signal transduction. NCBI's taxonomy places the organism in Eukaryota, Metazoa, Chordata, Aves, Apodiformes, Trochilidae. The coding region runs from base 580 to 1230 and encodes 216 amino acids.
GGCCAACCCGACACAGCCACGCUCAGCCCUGCCCUGCCCGAGGGAAGCAGCGGUACCAGACCCUGGUUCCUCCUUUUGGAGCAGCUGGAAAACCUCCCCCUGGGAAGGCGAGAUGUCCUGGUUGCCAAACUGGCUCCAAACUGGCUGUCAUUAGUGCCAGUCCAGCCCUGCUUGCUGGAAUUGGGUUUGUCCUUUCUCUCGAUGUCCAAGUCUCCCCUUUGAUGGUCGAAAACCCCAACUCAUCUUGGAGUGAGAAAGAGCUGGUGCAGAAUGCCCGUGGGAAGGCACUCGGUGCAUCUGAUGUUACACUGGGACCCGGUGAUCUCUGAGGUCUUUUCCAACCUUAAUGAUUCUGUGAUUUGAUAUUGUGGCUCCUUUAUCAAACCAGCACGGGUGAAUCUGUGUCCUGUAUCGGAAACUGUGGCCUGAGUGACAUCGUUAGUGAUCAGGACCAGAUGAGCAGAGGGAGGUUCCUGUGAAGAUCAGAGUCUCCCCAGCCCGGCCUCAGGAAGUGGCCCAGCAGUGCUGUGUCUCUGCCUGUCAUCCCUACGGACCUGGAAGAGAAAACAGACCAGAAAAAUGUCCCAUGCUUUAAAGCAAGUGUUCAAUAAAGACAAAACCUUCCGGCCGAAGCGCAAGUUUGAGCCGGGAACUCAGCGGUUUGAGCUGCACAAGAAGGCCCAAGCUUCCCUCAACGCUGGCCUGGACUUGAAACUUGCUGUGCAGCUGCCACCAGGGGAGGAGCAGAACGACUGGGUGGCCGUGCACGUCGUGGACUUCUUCAACCGCAUCAACCUGAUCUAUGGCACCAUCAGUGACUACUGCACAGAGCAGUCCUGCCCUGUCAUGUCGGGGGGACCCAAGUACGAGUACCGCUGGCAGGACGAGCACAAGUACAGGAAACCCACGGCCCUGUCUGCCCCCCAGUACAUGAACCUCCUGAUGGACUGGAUUGAGGUACAGAUCAACAACGAGGACAUCUUUCCCACCAACGUUGGUACUCCCUUCCCCAAGAACUUCCUCCCAGUGGUGAAGAAGAUUCUCUCCAGGCUCUUCCGAGUCUUUGUCCAUGUCUACAUCCACCAUUUUGAUAGGAUCACCCAGAUGGGGUCAGAAGCCCAUGUGAACACAUGCUACAAGCACUUUUACUACUUUGUGAAAGAGUUUAAUCUCAUAGACACCAAGGAGCUGGAACCACUGAAGGAAAUGACCUCUCGGAUGUGCCACUGAGAUGAGACCUUUCCUGCUCCCACCCCAGAGGCCUCUGAGUCUCAGCCCCUGCGUUGGAGAUGUGAUUGAAGGGCAGAACAGAGAUGUUUUGUUAAAAGAAAUCUAUAUAUUUUUAAUGAGUUUCAAUGUAAAACUGUGAUAUUGCAGGAAUAUUUUUUUAAAGAUGCUCUAGAUAAACUAGUUUUUUAUAGUAAUUUCUAUAAAAAAAAAAAAAAAAAAGAAAAUAUUUUGGGCUUCUUGGUGGACCUGCUGCCUCUGGGAGGAGGGAAGAGCCAAGAACCACCCUGUCCUGCCUCUUCCCCAUCCCCUCACUGCAGAGGCACUGAGUGAGCUGAGCCAGGUGGUUCAGCCAGAGCCGUGUGGUGGAGCUGGUGCUGCCAUGGAAGCGGUACAUCCCUCUGGACACCCACCUCCCACCUGGGAAGGGAGGUUCCAUGAGGACUCUGGAAGAAAUGCUGGUGUCCAUGGAUCCCCUGGGGUGCUGUUUGGUUCCAGCACCUCUUCCACUGGCUGUGAGUCCUGUUUUUGGACAGAGCUGCUUUUGUGCUCAGCCCCCCACUUGGCAUCCCGUCCCCAAGGCUUGGUCCUCUGUGCUUUCCCCCUGAAAGAAGUUGGAGUUUGGUGUCUUUGAUGGCUAAACCAACACUGCUGCUGUUGUCAGUCUGCUCCUGCCUCUUACUCCAGCCCUGAGCUGAGCUCCUCCCCACACACACCCGUGGGAAUGAGUAGCAGGAAGGUGCUGGGACAGGCGUGGUGGGGAAAUCUGCUC